AUGGCAUCAGUCAAGUCCCUGGGGCUGCAUCAGCCUAGCGGCCUACGCCAUACAGCACACGAAGAUGCCUCGCCAUCAACGUAUUCCUGGGAGAUUACUACCGAUCCCGACCAUGACGAGUAUGAAGAUGGAGGCGAGGUGGAGGACGAGCUUCUAGUUACCAAGGACUGCGUCGUUUGGAGUCGUGGUGGUGUCUUUCGAAAGUCGUUCAAGUUCGACCUUGAAAAAGAACCCGUUACACAAGCCCUGCUCGCCUCCUUUCCCACCUCCGGCCACGACGCGAAGAAGGAUGGGAAGAAAGCUUCAUCGAUCAAGUCAAACGAACCUCGACGUCUAUCACGGGCGUUGGUCGUCUUCCUACGCACACAAGCCCACGUUUACUUCCUCUCCGGCACGAGCCAUGUCGUCCAUAUGCCCUUCGAAGUCGAGGCCGCCUGCGCCGCACCACAGGGUGUCAUUAUUCAGCGUAAACAACGAAGCGACAAUACUGCUCCUGUUUCCCUCAAGUUUCCGAAAGUACCGCCCAACUCGUUCGUCUCCUCGCAAAUCACCCUUACCUCCCCGCGAAGCUCGCAACAUACCGUCUUCUCUGUUGAAGGACUUAAUAAGCCCAAGUCUCUACCUCUGAGACUGAGCUCGACGUUGGGAAACAUGUGGGAGACACCCUUAGAACAGCCGGAAUCUCAUUGGCCUCGUUUGGUGUCUCUGAUGGACCCGUUACAAGAGCUGGGACUCGUCGUUACUCGACCAGAAGCUGCAACCCGGGAGAAGAGGAGAAGAAGCACUCCGAAAUCGCCAUAUUUCCUCGAUCCUGCCGAGGAGAUUCUCCAUGUAGAGGAAAUCAAGCACCCGGGUGCUCCCAAGACCAAGAACUCGGAACCUCUUAUACUCGCCGUCACGAUCAACCGCGAGGCUAGCACAUACGGUGUGUGGAGGAUGACAUAUAUCAAGAACGAAGACCCAUUCAUCGGCCGUCUUAAGAAGGACAAGAGCAGAGCUGAGCGUCGUCGAAGCUCCAUGCAGCCUAAUUUCGCCAGUGGUGCUUCGACACCAGUUCAGACCAACUUCCGUGAAAGCUUCGGUGCCCCCCUUCCCGGAAAGCGAUCUAGGAAGAGCGAGAAGGUGGAAAAGCUGGACAAGGUCGAGAAGCCAUUAGACUUGGUUUCCUCUCUCGACCUAGAGAAGGAAUCUGGUGCAAACAGGAGGCAGUCUCGGCGAGUGAGUUCCAUGUUGGCACGUGCCGACCUUUCUGCUUCUCAAGAACGGUCUGUCUUUGCCGAGCAGCCAAUAAACCCAUCGCUUGGAGGAUCCAAGGGUAGCCAGGGACCUAGACAUAGUGGUGGCUAUGGUUCUUUCAACUAUAACCAGACGAUUCACCCUAGCUUGGGUAGUCUGCUAGAGGCCCCUAUUGACGGUGUCUUGGAAGAACUCCGCGCCGGAGGGGACUUUGAAGGUUUCCAUACCAUGGGAUUAGACGAUCAUGUCUUUGAUGGACUUACUCAGGAGGUCAUGUUCACCAAGAUUCAGACCAUUUCUCUCGACAACACAAACGUGCGGUAUUCGCUUUCCAAACAACCGGCCCGAGACCACUGCAAGGUGUUCAUCUUGACCGCACCGCAGUUCGCAGUGGAUGAUCCUCUGCGUGGCGAGCUCCUUAUUGGCAUUCAAGACUCUCUCGAUAAUAGACUCCAGCUGUUGACAAUCGACUUGCAACGAGGGGCCAGGUUCCUUGUGCCGCCAAAACCUGGCAAAACCACUACUUCCUCGGAAGACCCUGUGAGGUUGUCCUGUGGCGCUCUUCGUCGAGCACACCACGUGGUCGACUCUUGCAAGAUAACAGAUGGUGAUAUCUCGGUCAUUCUCAUUCUCUCUGAAGGCCAUGAAGGACGCAGAGAAUUAAGCAUCCAGGCUCCAUGGAGUCAGAUCACACCUAUAAACCUACCACUCAUGUCCUUGGAGAAUGUCAGAAGUAUGCAUUAUCGUGGCCGCGUGGUUGAUCGAGAUGUCCGCCACCGGAAAUCGGAGGCCAUCGAAGUAGCUAAUGGCAACGUAAGCGGCCUUCGCUAUUCCAAGGCAAAAGGAAUGGUCGACAUGGUUGACGGGGAAGGGCGACAUCAUCAGAUCCAGAUCCAGCUUCAACCCCACAAUCCCCUUGUACGGAAGAUUUUAGAUACGUGUCGUAGCAUCCUUCCGGGGUCACAUGCUGAGAAGAUGUUUCCCGGCUGGUGGCAUGUCAUGAUUUGGUUGAGAUGCGAAGAUUUCGAGGUUGCAGAUGUGGAGUGGUCCGCACUGGUUAUCCAGCUACUUGCGAUUUACCUGGCCCUAGGGAAGGCUGAUGGCAAGCAAACAUCCCCAUCAAAGCGUUCCGGAAGUAAGCGGCGACAACAGUCGGGGUCUUUCGGGUCGAUUCAGAGCCUUGAGGACUGGAACACUUUGCAAUUAUACGAAACACCCAACGCAUUGGGGUGCCCAGCCUGGCAGCAAACUCGUGGCUGGGACUGGACCCUUGAUGAGGACCUUGAAGACGGUCGAGACAGCCCACCCAAUUCUAGUCUUAGGGACUCCAAGUUCAUGUCUACCCACAUCCAGUAUGCCAGAGCCUACCUCGCAUCGCCGCUUGGAGAGAAGGCCAUCGGUUCCGGCGGCUACCUUCCAACGGGCAUGCAACGGAGUGCCGAGAACCGCGGCAACGCUGCCUGGAACAUAUUUGUAGCUCUUCAUCUGCUCCUCGAGGAACAAAAACUAGAGAUAAUGACGCCUGAAUAUGCCUCUCCCGGAACGGCACAGUUGAGGGUAGCCAUGUGCCAGAUUGCUCGCUGGCUGCAAUGGCAUGACUUUGUCGCCAUGUACGAACUAGGCAUCCAGGAAGAGCUGGAGCCUCGUUACGAUUCCGAACUUCGCCUCGAAGUCCCCCUCACCCAGCCGUCUGGUGUCGAUUUUGACAUCUUUCACUGGAUACAGACAUGCUUUUCCACCGGUCAAUAUCACCCGUUCCUCACACUAGCCAACCUUUACCACUCGCAGACCAUGAAGAGCGAGCAGGAUUAUCUCAAAGACUCAAGAUGGGCUGCUAUAACCCCCAGAACACUCAUGUUCAAGCGUCUUUUCGAAAAGCUCACCCCCAAGAGCAACUCAGUCAGCAUCGUUGAGGCUAUGCAUUCAGCAGGCAUCGAUGGCAGAGUGCUCGAGACACUACCAGAGGCAGUGCUUACGCCUUUGAAAGACUCCAUUGCGAGAUGUCAAGCCCGCCCGCCUGCUUCCUGGCCCAAGGAAUUGCUCGAACUCGUUAACCGCGGUGAUAUCAGCAUGAUCCUGGCCCCCGGCAAGAAGCUCGAGAAGAGCACUGUCAAUGUUCUCACACCUACGCACAAUGCCUCCUGGGACUAUCGAACCAUUUGCCAGAGUGUUGAGGAGUACAACAACACCGGCUUUGAUGAAGGAGAAGGCACUGAACGCCAGGCCGUUAUUCGUGCACUGUUCAAAGAGGAUCGUCGCCUCAACGAGGCUCAAGAGCUUCUGUCCACCCACCGAGCCCGCGUCGUCCGUCUCGAGGCUGAACCUAACUGGUCAGAGAGCGAGUAUCUCGAGCGGCAGAAGGAGCUCGUAUCCAGGAUAGCCACGGGCACCCUGGCGAUUCCCGCUGGUCGCGCGCUCUUGUACUACAGCCUACGAUAUCCGCUACUGACACAAAAGACCCAUGUAGGGGGUUUCAACCUUAACUGUAUAGUACGGCCCACCAACGUCACAGUCGGCGUGGACAAGUCACUUUUCACCGAAGAGAAAGUAUGCUGGGGCUUCUUCCACCAAGGCGUGGCGGCUGGCCUGGCCAUCUCGCCCCAAGCUAAAGGAAUCGACACUUCGUGGAUCCUUUACAACAAGCCCGGUCAAGACCUUAGCAACCGCCAUGCCGGUUUUUUGCUGGCCUUGGGCCUAAACGGACAUCUCAAAGGCAUCGCCAAAUGGGUUGCCUUCAAAUACCUAACGCCAAAACACACAAUGACCUCUGUUGGUCUUCUCCUCGGUCUUGCCGCCUCCUAUAUGGGCACUAUGGAUUCUCUCAUCACCCGUCUGCUCUCAGUUCACGUCACGCGCAUGUUGCCUCGCGGGGCUGCCGAGCUGAACCUGUCACCGCUGACCCAGACGACCGGUAUUAUGGGCAUCGGCCUCUUAUACUGCAACAGUCAGCACAGACGUAUGAGCGAGAUCAUGAUGUCCGAGAUCGAACACGUCGACGAAGAAGACGAGGAUGAGCCGUUGCGAAGCGAGUGCUACCGCUUGUCUGCCGGUUUUGCCCUUGGCCUCAUCAACCUUGGCAAAGGCAACGAUCUCAGAGACCUCCAUGACAUGAGGCUAACCGAGAGUCUUGUCAACAUUGCCACGGCCACGAAGAAGGUCGAAAUGGUCCACGUCCUGGACCGAGCGGCUGCAGGAGCGGUAAUGGCGCUUGCGCUGAUAUUCAUGAAGUCAGAGGACCACAUCGUGGCUCGAAAGAUAGACGUGCCCGACUCUGUGGUCCAGUUCGACUACAUCCGCCCCGAUAUCCUACUCUUGCGAACCCUCGCAAAGAACUUGAUCAUGUGGAACAAGAUCGAGCCUACCUUUGAAUGGAUCUUGGACAGCCUACCCAAGCCAUACCGCGUCCGCCACAAGCUAGUCAACACCAACAAGCUGAAGAGCACCGACUUGCCGUUCUUCAGCAUCAUCACGGGUCUCUGCUUCUCCAUCGCGCUGCGCUAUGCAGGCAGCGCGUCGACAAGGGUUCGCGACCUCCUGAUACACUAUCUCGACAACUUUAUCCGCAUCUCCCGCAUACCGGCUACCUUGCGGCCUCCGCCUAACGAUUACCCAAUGUACGACGAAGAGCUUGCUCGCUCAAAUGCUCGCAUGUGUCAGGACGUUCUCGCGCUGUCAGCCGCCAUCGUCAUGGCAGGAACCGGCGACCUCGUCGUCCUCCGACGCCUGCGUCUCCUGCAUGGCCGAGAUGAUCCCGAUACCCCCUAUGGCUCCCACCUCGCCGCGCACCUCGCCAUCGGCUCACUCUUCCUCGGCUGCGGAACAGCAACCUUUGGCACCAGCAACAUGGCCAUCGCCAGUCUCCUCAUCUCCUUUUACCCCGUGUUCCCUACGUCUGUCAUGGACAACCGAGCUCACCUCCAAGCAUUCCGCCAUUUCUGGGUGCUGGCUACCGACCCGCGAUGUCUCGUUGCAAAGGACGUGGCGACGGGCCAGCCGAUCACGGCGCCCAUUGAGAUUCGCAGGAAGAAACAGCCAAACGAGCCGCGGAGCUCGGAGGCGGAGACUGUUAUUCGGCAAACGCCCUGUUUGCUCCCGCCGCUGUCAGAAAUCGCUAGCAUCAGGACGAACGCGGGGCCCGCAUUCUGGGAUCUCGAGCUCAACUUCGAAAAGGACCAAUCCCUUGCGGAGGCCUUUGGCAAGAAUCAAAGUCUUUACCUCCGCCGCCGCCCGGCGCAGGAGAAGCCGUUUUUGUCGACGCUCCGCGCCCUCGGCCGGGAUGCGCUCGCGGACGUGACGGACAACGGCAAACGCGACCCGCUGGAGUGGUUAUUUGGGCUCGACGCCCUGCGCGAUCUCACGUACGCGGAACGAGCCAUUGUCCUCGACCGCAGCGCGAGCUCAGAAGGCGCGGGCAGCGAGAGCUCAGGUUCUUCCGUGGACGCCCGGCUCGUGUUGGAGAGGAGCGUCGACGGCGCUUCGCGGGAGAGACUGCUAGGACUCAAGCUGCUGUUCGAGUGGGCUGAUCGCCGAGCCCAGGUUGUGGCCAAGGGCAAGAGCGCAGACGGAGGGAAAGAUGACAAGAACCAGGAGUGGUGGAUGCGGGAUAGCGUCGUUGAACAACUCAAGGGCCGCGUGUUCCUUGCCGGCCGUGACGAGAUGCAGACCCAGCAGAGUCUUGGGUAG
This is a messenger RNA of Colletotrichum truncatum, 5919 nucleotides long. RefSeq names its product 20s cyclosome subunit (apc1). Gene Ontology annotation, biological process: metaphase/anaphase transition of mitotic cell cycle; protein K11-linked ubiquitination; anaphase-promoting complex-dependent catabolic process. Gene Ontology annotation, molecular function: molecular adaptor activity. The record is from RefSeq and is a predicted model, not a curated record. Gene Ontology annotation, cellular component: anaphase-promoting complex. NCBI's taxonomy places the organism in Eukaryota, Fungi, Ascomycota, Sordariomycetes, Glomerellales, Glomerellaceae.